AGAGCAGAGUCAUCAGCAAGAGAGCCCGGGAGCUGAGGCCCAGCGGAAACAUGCCAGCUAACGGGAGUUCUCCCCAGUGGUCCUCGGUCCUGGCUGCAGAGGGACGUGGCAGCUUGUGUGAGGUGAGGAGGGAAAGGACUCCAGGGGCAGGAAUUGGCUCAGUGAGGAGACAGCCUGACCUGUCACCAGGGCCUCAGGGCAGGGGCAGUGCUGACCAUGUCGCCUUGAACGGGACUGUGUUGUUACAGGUCUCCGUGUCAUUCGAGGAUGUGACUGUGGACUUCAGCAGGGAGGAGUGGCAGCACUUGGACCCUGCUCAGAGACGCCUUUACCGGGAUGUGACGCUGGAGAAUUACAGCCACUUGCACUCAGUGGGGUACCAGGUUCCCAAACCAGAGGUCAUCUUCAAGUUGGAGCAAGGAGAGGGGCCAUGGACAUUGGAGGGGGAAACCCCACAUCAGGGCUGUUCAGACGAGGCUAUUGGGAAAAUGCAGCAACAGAGAAUUUCUGGAAAAGUUUCAUUCCACUGUGAGAAAUUUGGUCAGCCCAUAGGAAAAGAUCCAUUGUGUUCCAUUUUAGAAGAAUUUUGGCAAAAUAAUAGCCAGCUAGAGAGAUACCAAGAAAGCCAAAAUAACCCUUUAAGUCAUGUGAAAGUACUGAUUAAGGAGAGGGCCUAUGAAUGUAAAAAUACUGAAAAAAUAAUUCACGUGAGUACCAAGCUUGUUCCUUCAAUUAAAAGACUCCAUAACUAUGACACAUUUGGAAAGAGUUUGAAGCAUACUUUAAACUUACACAAUCAUAAUAAAAGCAAUGCAACAAAGAAGCUUGAUAAGAUUUUUGGAAAUGAUAAUAAUUUUGCCCAUAGCUCUUCCUCUACUGAGAAUGCGAAUACAGGAGCAAAUUCCUGUGAAAUUAAUCGAUGUGAAAAACAUCUUGGCAACAAACAAGUUCUCAUCCACCAUGAGAACAUUCAGACUGGGGAGCAACUUUAUGUAUGUACUGAGUGUGUAAAGAGCUUCCCCCAGAAGUCACAUCUCUUUGAGCAUCAGAGAAUUCAUGCUGAGGAAAAGUCCCAUGAAUGCCAUAAAAGUGACAAAGCCCUCAUUCCGAAGCCACAAAUUAAUGUACCUCAAAGUGUUUAUGCAGGAGAUAAACCCUAUAUAUGUACUCAGUGUGGGAAGGCCUUUACUCUCAAGUCAAACCUCAUUACACAUCAGAAAAUUCAUACCGGGCAGAAACCCUAUAAAUGCACUGAAUGUGGAAAAGCCUUUUUCCACAGAUCGUAUCUCUUUAGACAUAUGAGAAUUCAUACAGGAGAAAAACCAUAUGAAUGCAGUGAAUGUGGAAGAGGCUUCUCCCAGAAUUCAGACCUUACUAUACAUCAGAAAACUCAUACUGGAGAGAAACACUAUGCAUGCAGCGAAUGUGGGAAAGCCUUCACAAGAAAAUCAGCACUCAGAAUGCAUCAGAGAAUCCACACAGGAGAGAAACCCUAUGUAUGCACUGAAUGCGGGAAGGCCUUCAUCCAGAAAUCACAUUUCAAUACACAUCAGAGAAUCCAUACUGGCGAAAAGCCUUAUGAAUGCAGUGAGUGUGGAAAAUCAUUCACUAAGAAGUCACAACUCCAUGUACAUCAAAGAAUUCACACCGGAGAAAAACCCUAUAUAUGUACAGAAUGUGGAAAGGUCUUUACUCAUAGGACAAACCUCACUACACAUCAGAAAACUCAUACUGGAGAGAAACCCUAUAUGUGUGCUGAAUGUGGCAAGGCUUUCAGUGACCAGUCAAAUCUCAUUAAACACCAGAAAACUCACACUGGAGAGAAGCCUUAUAAGUGCAAUGGCUGUGGAAAAGCCUUCAUAUGGAAGUCACGCCUCAAAAUACAUCAGAAAUCUCAUAUUGGAGAGAGACACUAUGAAUGCAAUGAAUGUGGGAAAGCCUUUAUCCAGAAAUCGACAUUAAGUGUGCAUCAGAGGAUCCACACAGGAGAGAAACCCUACGUUUGUCCUGAAUGUGGGAAGGCCUUCAUCCAGAAGUCACACUUCAUUGCACAUCAUAGAAUUCAUACUGGAGAGAAGCCUUAUGAAUGCAGUGACUGUGGGAAAUGCUUUACUAAGAAGUCGCAACUCCGUGUGCAUCAGAAGAUUCACACAGGAGAGAAACCCAAUAUAUGUGCUGAAUGUGGAAAGGCCUUCACUGACAGGUCAAAUCUUAUAACACACCAAAAAAUCCAUACUAGAGAGAAACCCUAUAAAUGCAGUGACUGUGGAAAAACCUUCACCUGGAAGUCCCGCCUCACUAUCCAUCAGAAAUCUCAUACUGGAGAAAGACACUAUGAAUGCAGUAAAUGCGGGAAAGCCUUCAUCCAGAAAGCAACAUUAAGUAUGCAUCAGAUUAUUCAUACCGGAAAGAAACCCUAUGCUUGUACAGAAUGUCAGAAGGCCUUCACGGACAGAUCGAAUCUCAUUAAACACCAGAAAACACAUAGUGGAGAAAAAGUAUAAAGCCAUUGACUGAAAAAGCCUUCAGCGGGAACUCACAACUGGGGAUGCAUCAGACGUCUCAUAGUGGGGAAGAGGAGUGCCGGAUGCUGCGAUUGGGGUACAGGGGGAGGUGGGCAUGACAGACCACAGCUUAAGUAAGCAGAAGGCAAACAGAGCCAAGUAUCCUUCAGUCAAUUGGAAAUACAAGUAUCUGCACCACCACAGCUGACAUGCAGUUAUAUGCAUAGGGAGACACUUUGAUAAGGCAUUUGAGCGAUAGUCCUGUUUGGUUGCAUGAUUCAGACAGAGACCCUCAAGCUCAUACAAAUGGUAGAAAGACAGACCCCAGGAGAUGGUAGAAAGACAGACCCCAGGAGAUGACUUGUAAUCUCUUACGUUUCACUUUUUGGAUGAAGGACUUUAUAAAUUCAGCACUGAUUAGUUCUUCAUACCCUGGGAUGUAAAAGUACUUAAUAUUGGCCACCUUUUUUUUUUUUUUUUCCCGAAUUCCUAGGGUGGGGAGAAGCGUUUUCAUUGUCCAAACACCUACAGAGCACCAAAGUCAAGGCAAAAACUUAUUUGGGAAGGCAGAUCUGUGAGUAGAAGCCAGAAGUUUUUGUGAUCGUGGACAUUUAAGGCACAGAAAAAAUUGCCACGGGGAACUGUUCUUUCUCUUCCCUUCACCAGAGUAUGUUUUUAAAAAACGAAAUAGAAUUUUUAAACCCAAAGUCUCACUUUAAGUUUAAAAUGACUUUAUGCAUUGGCAAAUUAGGCAUAGCUCUAGCCGAUGUUAACAGGAAUAUAGUUAUUAA
Messenger RNA from Neomonachus schauinslandi (Hawaiian monk seal), 3295 nucleotides. RefSeq names its product zinc finger protein 41 (gene ZNF41). Gene Ontology annotation, biological process: regulation of DNA-templated transcription. NCBI's taxonomy places the organism in Eukaryota, Metazoa, Chordata, Mammalia, Carnivora, Phocidae. The record is from RefSeq and is a predicted model, not a curated record.